AUGAGCUUGAAAUCUUUUGAAGGACUUGAAUCCAAAGCUAUUGAAGAAGUCCACAAGAGUGCCAAAUCGAGGUUUCAAGCUCGGGUGGUCCCCUCUGGCGCUGAGGAUGCCCAAGCCGACCAAUGGAGUCUCCAAUAUUGGGUCUUGGAACAAGGUCAAGGCAAUAUCUACGUGGCCGUAGUUAACGCCGGUCAACAAACCCCUGAUGACAAACUGGUGAAGGUAGAGAUCAGUUUGAGCAAGCUCCAAACCCUUCAAAAGAGUCCCAGAAACAAGCAAAUGACUGGAAUAAAGUACACCGUCCGAGACUUGUGGAAUAGCAAAGACCUGAGCAGUGUUGCAUUCGAAGGCAAGAUCGAGUCUACUCUAGAGCUUCAUGACACGGUUCUUUUAAAAUUCAGUCCAGUCACCCAUCCCAAUUAG
Molecule: messenger RNA, 423 nt
Organism: Puccinia graminis f. sp. tritici CRL 75-36-700-3
Lineage: Eukaryota; Fungi; Basidiomycota; Pucciniomycetes; Pucciniales; Pucciniaceae
Exons: 3
Coding region: 1-423 (140 amino acids)
Source: RefSeq, a predicted model, not a curated record